AUGUCUAAAAGGCGUAUGCGGGAGCUUGUUGGGCUGUUCUUGGUAGAAUGGGGAAAUGCAGGUUCUAGCGGGCCUGCGUCGCCUUCUCAGCCGACCUCUAUGGCUGUUUCCCUAGAUAUUCUCGGCGGUCAAUUUGCUAUGCCUGGGCAGAGAGAGGUGGUGGUUCCCAGUUGUCCUGGGGGUUCUUUUCAACGUGAAAAGCCUUAUCUGAUCAAUGAAGCAGGAACUUUAUCCCACUCCUUGUCUUUUAAGGCCUAUGCUCCGGGUUGGAUCUCUACCCUUAUGGUUGCUGCCAUCGACUGCAUUCGCCUAGCCGGUGCGAGUCAAGGGCAAUUGAAAGUACUGCAGGGUGCCUUAGUAGGCAUGUGGGAGGAGGUUUGUGAUUCAGAGGCGGAGCAUCAGGUUCGAAUGGAGCAGAACGACAUUAUGGCCUGCAAGAAAGCCGCUUUAGAGGAUCAAGUGGCUACUUUGGAGGACCGGUCAGAGUGA
Lactuca saligna is the source of this 489-nucleotide messenger RNA. The record is from the annotation of a GenBank genome assembly. NCBI's taxonomy places the organism in Eukaryota, Viridiplantae, Streptophyta, Magnoliopsida, Asterales, Asteraceae.